This is a messenger RNA of Passer domesticus (house sparrow), 1744 nucleotides long. It is a transcript of the gene NT5C, whose product is annotated as 5', 3'-nucleotidase, cytosolic. The transcript is spliced from 5 exons. NCBI's taxonomy places the organism in Eukaryota, Metazoa, Chordata, Aves, Passeriformes, Passeridae. The record is from RefSeq and is a predicted model, not a curated record. Gene Ontology annotation, biological process: pyrimidine deoxyribonucleotide catabolic process. The coding region runs from base 652 to 1341 and encodes 229 amino acids. Gene Ontology annotation, cellular component: mitochondrion. Gene Ontology annotation, molecular function: 5'-nucleotidase activity.
GGAGAAUCUGAUUUCUCUCUUAAUUUUUGGCUUCUAGGUCAGAGAUCUGUGGAAUAUGGCUUGAUAUAUGAUAUGGUUUAUCCAAAACACUGUUUUUUCUCAAGAAAACUGAGAAAAGUUUAUUUUUUUAAUUAACAAGAAAAAAAACAGAGGACCCUAAAAACGGCGAGGGUGGAAUUGAAAUCAAGCCAUGAAGGGCCCUGCUACCCAGUAAGCCACAGCAGAGCAUCUCUAUGGAGCUGCUGGUGCUUUUUUCACCCUUUUCCUGAAGCACCCUGGCUUUCCCAAUCAUUGCUGCAGAAGCCCUGCCCUGGGGUGCUGAACCUACCCAACUGGAUUUGUUCUCUGCCCUCCUCCCGGGAGGGUUCCCUGGAGCCGAUGUGCACAGACAGCAUGGGCAAUAACCCAUCAAUUAAUAUUUCCUUUGCAAGCCUCAUGCCCAGGGGAGCUCCUCCAUGCUCCUCGAUGGCUGCUGAGGCUCCGCUGCGCUUCUUUCCCCUCGGGCAGCCGCGUCCCGGUCACUGCGGGGUCCCAGGGUGGCUUUGUGGGCUUGUGCUCUGUUCCUAGGGUUUGUGCUCUGUUCCUGGAGCCCAGCCUGGUCCCACGCGGGGCUGCCCUUGGGCCGCUCUGCUCCGCCCCACAUGAAUAUUAAUGUGGGUAAUAUGCAUAUGCAUGAGCGCUCUGGCCCUGCCGGAGCCGGGCUGUGCUGCCAGCCGGGCUCGGAGCUCUGUGCUCGGCAUGGGCAGCGCGGCCGCGCCGCUGCGGGUGCUGCUGGACAUGGACGGGGUCCUGGCCGACUUCGAGGGCGCGGUGCUGCGGGAAUUCCGCGCCCGCUUCCCGGCGGAGCCGCGCGUGGAGCUGGCGGAGCGCCGGGGCUUCUCGGUGCGGGAGCAGUACCGCAGCCUGCGGGAGGAGCUGGCGGCCAAGGUAGCCAGUGUCUAUGAGUCCCCUGGCUUCUUCCUAGGCUUGGAUCCAAUUCCAGGAGCCCUGGAAGCUGCGCAGGAGAUGCUCCACAUGCAGGAUACCGAAGUCUUCAUUUGCACGAGCCCUCUCCGGAAAUACGAGCACUGCGUCGUGGAGAAGUACAAGUGGGUAGAGAAACACUUGGGACCCGAGUUUGUGGAGCGGAUUAUUCUGACCCGAGACAAGACCCUGGUGGCUGCUGACCUGCUGUUUGAUGACAAGGACACCAUCCAAGGCGCGGAGCCGAAGCCGAGCUGGGAGCACAUCCUGUUCACCUGCUGCCACAACCGGCACGUCCAGCUGCCGGCCCCGCGCCGGCGCCUGCGCUCCUGGGCCGACGACUGGCAGGCCAUCCUGGAAAGCAAGCGCAGGCACUAGGCCAGGAAGGGGAUGCUGCGCCCUUCCCACCGCCAGGAAACAACCAGCCCACCCCCUGCCACUGCAGGGGUCACAGAAGGAAGGAGCUGCUCCUGUCAGACACAGUGCUCCGGGUUUCGGAAGGUUGCUCUGCACUGUUAAUCUCUGUAGCGUUUUGGAUGUUUGCUGUUGGAGAAGAGAAACUAUAAACUACAAGCAGCUGUGGUUGGAUUUUUGUGUGUGGUUAACGUCACUCCUGUUUGGUUUGUGCUGUGUGGGGGCAGAGGGGAGAGAAAAAGAGGAAGAAGGCUCUCAAACGUGAGCAGAUCCAGUGUGGGUGUCUGUCAGGAAACACUGGGCUCAACAGUAAAACCUUUUAAAUUUUAUGUAUUUACCACCCUGAUUAUUGGGUUUUCUCUUGCCU